AUGUACUCCGCACGGAAAAUCUCUCCACUACCUCUAUUGCCAGUUGAGAUCCUUGAUCUCUCCGACGUUGAAAGCGUCUUUCAUCUUAUCCAAACGGAUAAUGUCGACUGGGCGGCAUUUCGAGCCCCAUUUGAUUUACCAGAUGAUUGCGCGAGCGUUCUUCAAUUGAUCGAUACUUCAGUCUCUACCUCUGAUGGAAAGCACGAAGUCGCGAUGCGUCUUCGGCUCGGGGUACUUAUUGCUGCUGUGUUUUCCACAUCCCCUGACAAACGGAAUCCUGAUCUGAGCCGGAUUCCUGUCUCGUCUGGCUACCGAUUUUUCUUUGAGCCGACUAUCUACAAGGAGGAGUUCUACCGUCUACAUGGAGUUCCACUAUUUUCCCUUUGGUAUAGCGGACAUGUCGAGACGGACAACCCGGCCGUCAACUUUAUCAUCGUCGAGACGCCGAAAGGGGAGAGUUCAGAUGGUAUUCCUCAGGCUCUUGCCUAUGCAGGGAUGAUUCACAGACAACGACAUUUCGAGAGUCGGGUUCAAAACAUCAUUUAUGGCCUCUCCACCGAUCAUGAUCAGUUCCAUUUUGUUCGUUUGGAUGGCCAGGGAAAGUGGUCUCAGCUCGAUAUCAAUUACGAAAAUCGCCAGCAAAUCAUCGAAAUACUUGCAUACAUCCACGGGCAAGCUGCUCUUCUGUUCGCCUCUGAAGAACGGUGCUCGCAGUCUCAAACGAAUCUUAAUCUGGUCCGCGGUGAUGAAGAUAGCGGCUCCGUGAGUAUUACAACCUGGUCAAGAUUUCGAGUGGAAAAGUCUUGGGAAAUGAAUGAGUCAGAGGAGGAUGACAAUGAAUCUGACAUUGACGAUGAAUCUGACAUUGACGAUGAACCUGACAUUGACAAUGAACCUGACAUUGACAAUGACUUUAUCUUUGGCAAUUAG
Messenger RNA from Penicillium daleae, 930 nucleotides. RefSeq lists its product as uncharacterized. NCBI's taxonomy places the organism in Eukaryota, Fungi, Ascomycota, Eurotiomycetes, Eurotiales, Aspergillaceae. The record is from RefSeq and is a predicted model, not a curated record. The coding region runs from base 1 to 930 and encodes 309 amino acids. The transcript has 4 exons.